This is a messenger RNA of Cylicostephanus goldi, 636 nucleotides long. The record is from the annotation of a GenBank genome assembly. Lineage: Eukaryota; Metazoa; Nematoda; Chromadorea; Rhabditida; Strongylidae.
AUGUGGGCAAACAAUUUUUUAUGGUCAGCAGUCUUUCAAAGAAAAAAUCAUGAGUUUAUUUUUAGAUUAGCCAGGGACACAAUUUUACGCAAAGACGCGGUUUUAGCCUAUUCUGCACUAAAGAAACGGUUGGAUAAUUAUCCAGUUGGAAAUAAAGAGCUCUUGGAAGUAUGUUCACCAGAUUGCGAACUGGAGAAGGAGAUGGUCGAUAAAAUUAUCAAGAAGAGUCCACAGGUUGCUCUCACUUAUCCUGAGACGUUUGUCAGCAUGAGCAAAGAUUCCACUAAUUUAAGUCGCGUUUAUCUGGGAUCAGCCAUUGGAGGAGUCGAAACCGACUCGGAUGGUGCAAUUUCGCGUGCUCAAGCUUUGCUCCUCUCGUUCAAGUUGAGAGAAGGCAUCACUGAUGAGCAAAUCGCCUCUUGGGCAGAUAACCUUGAAGAACAGGUCCAUGUCACAUCUGCCAAUAAUGUUUCGCUUUCUUUCUGGUCGCCAUUAUCAUUCUCAUCAUGGGUGAUUCAAGCAUUGUCAAAAAGCUAUAGAUGGAUUCUGGUCUCAGCAUCGGUUCUGAGUCUGUUCUGCUUCUUAGCCUCGUUUGGUGCGAACGCUUAUCAGGUGAGAACUUUCUCAAUCACUUGA